GUGUGCGUUUUUUUUGCUCUCUCUCUUCACUGUGCACGUAAACACCCACUAAUUGGAAAGGAAUUUCUCCCGUGUGUGUGCGCGAAAAAAAAGUCCAAUCGUGAAAAGAGGCGUAUUUGUGCGUUGUGAACGAAAGGAAAUUGAACAUUUCUGCCCAAUUGAUGCCCCAGUUGCAUUUCCUGUAGUGUGCCGUAGGUUGUUGAGUGGUUCCUGUGCGCUGAAAGUGGAAGAGUGUGUGCCCUGUGGGUGCAUGCAUGCAGACUGCCAAGAUGCAUCUCUCCAGCGAUGUCUCGAACGCGCUCAAGCACAUCGAAAUCAUCAAGCAGACGGUGGAGGAGAUGGAGCCGAACAAGCUGCAGCUGAACGUUAGCGACGACCUGAAGCUGGUGCUCGAUCUGCUGCAGGAUCCGGUGUUCCGGAACAUCGUCCAGAUCCAGGACUCGCUGGCCGAGCUGAACCACCAGAUCACGCAGCACCCCUCGAUACUGCCCGGGGACUUUGACAUCGCGAACGGGGGCGAGCUGGUGCUGAGCGUUCCGCCCGGUACGGAUCUGUUCGAGGCGGACUACCAGGACGAGCAGCGGGUACCGUCGGCACAGAUCUCGCCCGGAAGUCCUCCCGGCCCGGCUGGUAUGCUGGCCGUCGUUACCCAGCCCAAGCUGAACCUGCUGGACCAGCAGCAGCUGGUGGCGGGCGCAGGUCCGGCCAUUGUCGCGACCGUACCGCAGCACCAUCUGCAGCAGCAGCAGCAGCAACAGCCGCUCGAUGCGCAGCAGCUGCUAAAUGCGUCGAUGAAGCUGAACAACGAGCCGUCCCUGUUCGAGGUGCCUUCGAUUGUUCAAGAUCAUCAUCACAAGCUGCUUCCAGAGCCGACCGAUCAGCACCCACUAGCCGCCACUGGACCCUUUACCGAUUCCCCUAAAUCAGUCCCGGAAACGAUCGUCGCCGGCACCGGUCCCGCCGACUGGUCCCGCAUACUCGACAUCGAACUCGUGAACGACGGAACCGGGCUGGGCUUCGGCAUUAUUGGCGCCCGCACGACGGGCGUCACGGUGAAAACCAUCCUCGCCGGCGGGGUGGCCGAUCGGGACGGUCGCCUCAAGAGUGGCGAUCAGAUCCUCCAAAUCGGCGACGUAAACCUGCACGAAAUGGUCUCCGAGCAGGUGGCGUCCGUGCUGCGACAGUCCGGCACGCACGUACAGCUGGUAGUGGCGCGCCCGAUCGAUCCGGCCACCGUCGGCACGGACGAGUACGACCAUUCGGCCAUCGUGCCGACCGUGCUGCUGGCGAACCCGCUCAAGCUCAAGCAGUACCUGUCCGAUUCCGGCUUCGGCGACAUCUACAGCGUCUACUCGAUCGCUAACCUGGACAGCCCCGGGCUGGAGAAUCCGUUCCGCCAGGAAAGCCCGCUGCCCGACUUCCCCGAGACGGAGGUGUUUACGGUCGAGCUGCGCAAGGACCAGAACGGGCUCGGCAUCACGAUCGCGGGGUACGUGUGCGAAAAGGAGGAGCUGUCGGGCAUUUUCGUGAAGAGCGUCUCGCCCGGCAGUGCGGCCGAUCUGAGCGGCAAGAUACAGGUGAACGAUCGCAUCAUCGAGGUGGACGGGCAGUCGCUGCACGGCUUCUCCAACCACCAGGCGGUGGACGUGCUGAAGCAGAGCGGCCACGUGGUGACGCUGUGCCUCGAGCGGUACCUGCGCGGUCCGAAGUACGACCAGCUGCAGCAGGCGAUCGCGGCAAACGAGAUGAAACCACCGACACCGGCCACCCCGCCGCCCCCGCUCGUGCCGACCGAUCUGUCCAAGUACGGUAGCAACAUACUGGACAUACUGCCACCGCAGGCACUGCAGCGCACGCUCGGGCUGGAGCAGGAGCAGGCGGCCGGCGAACCCGACGACCAGCUUGCCGAGUGCGAUGUGGCCGGGCUGGACGGUGGGCCGCUCCAUAUGGGCGGCCACAAGAAGCUGUCCCGCGCGAAAGACUCCAUCGACACGCAGGAGUACCGGGACAAGAUUAAGGAGGCCACGAUCGUGCCCGACGGGGCGGUGGCCGAGGAUGGCACCCUGCUGGACGCUACCAAUCCGGUGGCAAUCGCUCGGCAUCACCACCUGCGCAGCUCGCUGAAGGGAACGGCCACGGUGGAGGAGACCACCGACAGCCCCGAUCCCGACACGGCCUACAUCGUGAAGAAGUGGACCAACAUACUGGGCCCGGAGGUGCAGAUUAUUGUGGCGAACAUACGCAAGUUUGCCGCCUCCAGCGGGCUGGGCAUCUCGCUCGAGGGCACGGUCGACGUGGAGGGUGGCAAGGAAGUCCGGCCGCAUCACUACAUCCGCUCCAUCCUGCCGGAGGGUCCGGUGGGCCAGAAUGGGCUGCUGCGUUCCGGCGACGAGCUGCUCGAGGUGAACGGACAGCGGCUGCUCGGCAUGAACCAUCUGAAGGUGGUGUCGAUCCUGAAGGAGCUGCCGCAGGACGUUUGCAUGGUGUGCGCCCGCGGCGAUCCGGAUCUGCUGCGGUUCACCGAGGAGCAGCUGAUCAGCUCGCUCGAAGCGGACGUUGCGGCCAAACGCAACACCCAGCACCAUCACCAGCAGCUGCACGGCAGCUUGACGCCCUCGGAACGGUUGGUAAAGGCAAAGUCGGACGGCAGCUUGGCCACCACGAACGGGACCGGCAUGGGCGGUGGGGCGGGCGGUGUCGGUGUGGGUGAUGGGUUUUCCAAGAUUAAAUCGCGCAGCCUGGAACCGCUGACCGGGCUGGCGAUGUGGAGCUCGGAGCCGCAGAUCAUCGAGCUGAUCAAGGGCGAGCGCGGGCUCGGCUUUUCCAUCCUCGACUAUCAGGAUCCGCUCGAUCCGAACGAUACGCUGAUCGUGAUCCGGUCGCUUGUGCCGGGCGGGGUGGCCCAGCUCGACGGACGGCUGAUCCCAGGCGAUCGGCUGCUGUUCGUGAACGAUACGAUCCUGGAGAACGCUUCGCUCGACCAGGCGGUGCAGGCGCUCAAGGGCGCCCCCAAGGGGGUGGUGCGCAUCGGUGUCGCUAAGCCGCUGCCGAUGCAGGACUCGUCCCUCGUUGCCGCACCGGCCACGUUCGAGGAGAGGGGCGGAGUAGCGGAGGGCAACGGCAGUGGCAAGAUGCUGUCGCUCGCCAAGCCCGAUAUAAUAAUGGAAUGAGGAUGUUUGGUCAUAAGCAGAAAUGAAUACGAGCGCUUUUCGGAGCUGUACCUCCGGCUGGACGCCCUGCUCGAGCUGAUUGACGGUGCGACCAACGGCGAACGGUUUGCCGUUUAGUUCGCCACAACCCAGCCCCGCCGCCACCACCACCACCACCACCAAAUACCGCUAAAGCUUCCUUUUCCCCGCGUCUGGGCAAGGACGCGAAAGGGCGAGAAACAAGGCGCAGGACCGCAGUCCCGUUUGCGUUACCCUCCCCUCUCCCCCUCAAUAUCCCGGGGCCCGUGCCUUUCGUUACGACACACGUCCUUCGCUUGGGCGGGGGCUUAGCUUUGGAAUUUUCAAUUCAGCUUCUGUUUUCUUCGGACGCGCUGCUUCUGUUCUGUGACAUUCGUGUUGGUGCAAUAUUGCCCUUAGCCCUCCCAAUUUUAAUCUGUCUUCCAUUCUGAUCGGAUGUUUCGGUUUUUAUCGCAUAGGUAAAUGUAUCCGUUGGGUUGUAGCUCUCUUUCUAUACAUUCGUUUUUUGUUGUAGACAAUUUUUCUUCAUUUUAAAGUGACUAUACGUUCAUUCCUCAUAGUAAAAAAUGCAUCCUUCAUCCCUAGUGAGCUUCCCACCCCAACGCACACACCUCGCCCAAUCCAUUGCACCUCGAUAUUUCGACCGGAGUAGCUCGGAGAAGCACGAUAAAGGCAAAACAGCUACACAAUUCAAACCAAUAAUCAAAUAAGUUAAUAUAUAUAUAAAGAGACAGAGAGAGAGAGCAAUAUGUUGUACCUUUUUCUCAAACACAAUGCAUUCUCUCUAUCUCUUUAUACACAUAAAACAGGCAGGAGAUGCAGGAAUUAAGGGAAAAAAGCAUACAUUUUUGCACGGGCGCACAUCUUUCACUUAGUGCACACACAUUUCUACACACACUCACACACCAACGUAUAGCAUAACUUCUCUAUUGUUCACGUUUUUCCUAUACACAAAUCUAUUAAACCAUCGCACUGGUCUUGAUUGUUUGUUGAAAGUAUUCCAUUUUUGUGUGUGUGUAGGGUUUAAGAGUAAAGCGGCGAUUAGUUAAUUGUUCAUUAGUAAAAGUAAUGCGUAUUAGUUAGUUUAAUUGAUUUUUAGUGUAUAUAAGGGGUUUUGACGAGUUUUGAUCUUAUGUUGAGAGUAUGAUUGACGGUUUCACGAACAAAUUUCCAUUAGGAUUUUAGGUUUUGCACUCUCUCUUUCUCUCCAACAAGAACACUUACUGCAAAUGCACUUUUCUGGAAAAGAAAGAUGAUACAUACAUAAAUAUAUGUACUUACCUGUGCAAUCACAUUUCACGUUAUGCACCCAUAAUGAAACAAAUGUACUAAAGUAUGUGUUUGUGUGUAUGUAGAGUAGAACAAAUUCACCCUUUUCACUCGGUUUGUUUGUUUGUUUUUGUGAUCAUUCUCAAGUGCAUACCCAUACACUCACUCACUUUCCAUUAGAAACAUUUAGAAGUUUGAAGCAUAUAUCAAUUUUUUAAACUUCUUUUUUCUUUUACCAAGCAAAAGUUAAGCUUGCAAGCGUUUGCGUCUGCUUGUGCUUGAGGUCUUUUGCUGUGUGUGUUUUGUUUGUUUGGUUUGAUUUCUCGAUCGAUCAGGGGAAAAGAGGAAGAAAGAGUGUCCUUUCGCGCUGUGUGCACUUUUAUUUUCUUACUCUACCUCCUCCCUUUUACCCUCCAUACACUAACUCUUCUCUCGCUCGUUCUCGUAAGCAAAAGAGUACCUUCCCCCCCCCCGCUCCUACUCCAGAAACGAAACAGCCAACGGUGGAUUAUUGAUUUCUGACUUAUGACGUUAAUUGGAUGAAGAAAACAAAGGAUACGAAAAAUGGUUAUUUUGUGAAAAGAAAAGAAACACACACACAAACAACCAAACCAAUGCGAAAAAAACGGAGAAUGAUGAUGACGGAAAAAACAUGAAACAAAUGGAAAUGGAUAACAAAAAACAAGUAGAGAGAGAGCACACUAUAGUUUAGUAGCGGAAUAGAUUUGUUGAUGACAACAACAGACACACACACACAGAGGUAGAAGAACUGAUAAAUGAGAUGUAGCAAAAAUAGAAUACAAAUUGGAUGUUGUGGUUGUUUUUUUUUAAUAGAAAACGUUAGAAGUGACAAGCAAUAUCGGAACAGAGAAUUAGGACUCGCACUUAGGAAAGGUUCCGCGUUCGAGAGGCAAGAGACGCAUGAUCGUUCCUUGAAGCUUAGCUGUCGGUUGAAUUUAGGACUUUCACACCACUUGCUGGUGCAGGUAUCUUACGCCAAACCUUCUUAUCUCGCGCGGAAACCUUCACGAGUGAUUAGAACAGAUUUUUGCUAAUAUGUGGUGUCUGUGUGUAGCGACAGUUGCUUUCCAUAUCCGGCUGUUCCGGCCUCAGCUUGGCUGACUUGGCUGUAGAGAUGUAGACAGAGCAGAGUCAGUUUAGAUUUGCAUCAUUCACCGUUUUGCUACUAGAAAAAAAAAACCCAUCAUUUUUGCUACUCUAGAUAGGAUACCAAGAGGUUUGAUGAUAUGAUCACGGAAGAUCCAGUGAUCUCAAGGUCAUGAUCGUACAUUCCAUAACAUUGUGGUAUUUUGAACUUUGUUAAAAGCAAAAAAAGGAUAAUAUUUUUGUCCAGAAUCUCAUCGUUUUUAAUCAAUUGGAAGUAUUUUAGAAAAUAACUUACCACUCCUCCACUACGAAACGUUGAUCAGUAUUUGCGAGACCAGCUUUGGAGCUUCUCAACCUGUAAUUACGGUCCCAACAUGAUACUUAAUUAAUUUAACUAAAACCCAAAAACUCUCUUUAUAUCCCGCUAACUUUCCGUCUAAUGAACUGAAGAGUACUUAAUCCACAGGGUCCGUAGUCCGUGAUAAAAAUCCAAGAAAUAACACCAACGAUCAUCGCCGAGACCUUACGAAUCGGGAAGUGCAAGUGUAUCUUCUCUACUAUUUAGUACCCAGGCAGCAGUAGCAUACCGAGAUAAUAUCGUCACCUCUCCCAUGAUUCUGUUAUCUAAUCUGUUCCGCCUCGGUUAUGUCACACGUCUGUUCCCCUAGCAGGAAAGGAUGCUGGAAGAUAGCGGCCAAGAGCUGUUGUAAAGCGAAAGGAAAUGUGUGUGUGUUUUUUUUAAGUAUUUGUUGAACAAUUGAAAGAUUGAAGAUUACUAAGCAGUAGCGAUGGAUGGGCAACCAGAGGAAACCAGAAACAGAGCACGAGAGCAAGAUUGCAGAUAUUUAUCACCGUUGUCUAGUACAUUCCAUCACAAGGUUUAGUUUAAGCAGUUGAACAGAUAUAUAAAUGUAUUUUAUAUAAUAUAUAUAUAUUGAUUGAACGUGGAUGUGUAUAUGAUAUUGAAGUUUAAUAAAUUUGUCUCAAAAUGGAAACAAAAAUGA
This is a messenger RNA of Anopheles coluzzii, 6568 nucleotides long. It is a transcript of the gene Patj, whose product is annotated as patj homolog. The record is from RefSeq and is a predicted model, not a curated record. NCBI's taxonomy places the organism in Eukaryota, Metazoa, Arthropoda, Insecta, Diptera, Culicidae. Gene Ontology annotation, molecular function: protein binding. The transcript has 3 exons. Bases 255 to 3170 code for a protein of 971 amino acids.